AUGGCCCCGGAGUCUCUCACUCUUACUACCACCGAAGAACAGCAGAACGACGUUACAGUGGGGACUAUCACUUGCACUGCACCUAUCCCGUUUGGAGGGGAUGAACAAUGGCUUUACCUACCCGCAACCAAGAAGUUCGAUCUGUCUCGGGGCUCCCAGCAGAAGAUGGUCUUCGAGUGCGAUGAGGAAGAUCGCAACCACACCGGCUUCAUGAUCGACCCUGGCAACUCGGUUUUGAUUGUUGUCGAUAUGCAAAACUACUUUGUUCACCCACUCUAUCGGGAUCACGCCGCAGGCAUCGCCGCUAUCGAGCCGACUCUGAAAGUCAUCGAGAGAUGCCGUAAAGAGGGAAUCCAAAUUGCCUGGCUGAACUGGGGAAUCAGCGACCAUGACUUGAAAAAGAUGGCACCUGCUAUCCAGCGAGGCUUCAGCAAGACUCUGGGGUGGCACGUCGGACUUGGCGCACAGCUGCCCGAUGGUCAGGGAAGGUGCCUGUUCAAGCGGACCUGGAACGCCGAACUUUACGACCCGUUCAAGGCAGUCGCUCAGCCUGGCGAUUUAUUCUUCGACAAGACGCGCAUGUCCGGACUUUGGUCUGAGAAAGAGCCUCUUCACGAGUAUCUCCGCACAUCUGGCAAGCAAACACUACUUUUCGCCGGUGUCAAUACGGACCAAUGUGUUUUUGGCACCGUGUCAGAUGCCUACUCUUACGGAUGGGACUGUAUUCUGCUUCGCGACUGCACAGGCACCAUGACAGGCCGAGGAGCUCAGGAGCUUGCCGAAUAUCAAGUCUCGCAGAACAUGGGUUUUGUGAUAGACAGCAUCUCGAUUGGGCUGACGUCCCUGCUGCCGCUCUGCGCCGUUGCGCUACCAACUGAGCAAAGGCCAUUGAUACUCAACGGCCCUAAGAACGUCCAGGCUGUUCGGGCAAAACUUCAACACGCUGAGAUCAUUCCCUCCGUCAUUGAUGACUUCCUGCCUAGUCUCACAGUGUCCGUUCUCUGGUCAGAUUCCAAGGCCAAACUCGGCAACACCAUCGAGCCAGACUAUCUUGGAGAACAACCCACCAUAGUUCUGCACGAUGACACAAGCCCGGACGGAAUGCACAGUACCUCCGACAUGAGCUACGUCGUCACACUGACCGACCCUGACGCGCCAUCACGCGACAACCCAGAAUGGGCAGAGAUGUGCCAUUGGAUAGCAUCAAACGUCACCACCGCGCCGAACACCUUCUCGAUCCUACCACUACCAGAGUUUGGUCUUACAGAAGAGACCGAGUCGACAGACGGCGGUCCGGAAGACGUGAUGGAAUACAAGCCUCCUGGCCCGCCACCAAAGACAGGCAAGCAUCGCUACGUGUUCCUCGUCUUUGCGCCAAAGAACGGAACGACUGAGCCGCUCCAUGUGAGUAAGCCAGAGGAUCGCCAGCAUUGGGGUACUGGAAAGGAGGGUGGUGGUGUGCGAGAGUGGGCUGAGCACAAUGGCCUCGUGCCUGUUGCUGCCAACUUCAUCUACUCGCAGAACGAUAAGCAGUAG
This is a messenger RNA of Alternaria infectoria, 1536 nucleotides long. RefSeq lists its product as uncharacterized. Lineage: Eukaryota; Fungi; Ascomycota; Dothideomycetes; Pleosporales; Pleosporaceae. The record is from RefSeq and is a predicted model, not a curated record. The transcript has 3 exons. The coding region runs from base 1 to 1536 and encodes 511 amino acids.